This is a messenger RNA of Pseudozyma hubeiensis SY62, 2457 nucleotides long. Its product is annotated as potential fungal zinc cluster transcription factor. Gene Ontology annotation, molecular function: zinc ion binding; transcription cis-regulatory region binding; DNA-binding transcription factor activity, RNA polymerase II-specific. Gene Ontology annotation, biological process: DNA-templated transcription; regulation of DNA-templated transcription. The record is from RefSeq and is a predicted model, not a curated record. The coding region runs from base 1 to 2457 and encodes 818 amino acids. Gene Ontology annotation, cellular component: nucleus. The transcript has a single exon. NCBI's taxonomy places the organism in Eukaryota, Fungi, Basidiomycota, Ustilaginomycetes, Ustilaginales, Ustilaginaceae.
AUGUCGGAGCCAAAACCCGCGCAAAAGGGCUCGGUCUUGAGCAACCUCGACGGUGCUGCCGAGGCUCCCAGUCCACCCGCCACGCCCUCAAAUCAGGGCCGUUCCAUCACACCUGACGACAAAAUGCAACUAGCCGAUCUCAAGGACGGCUCCGACAUGCCCUCCAGCAUGAAGGAUGCCGAACCCGAAGCCAAGAAGCGCAAGCGGUCCCAAAGGGCUUGCAUCCGCUGUCGUGGUCAGAAGCUCAAGUGCGACGGCGUCUUCCCAUGCGCGCGCUGCCUCAAGCUAAAGCUCGUCUGCAAGGAACCCUCCGAGGCCAAUUCGGGCGGCACACCUUCCUCAAACAAAGUGCACGCGGAUGACAGGGACGGCAAGGCCCACAGCGCCUCUUUCUCCUCCUCGACUUCCACGCGUCCUCAGUCGCAGGCUUCACUCCACUUGACAGCCAGUGGCCUACCAUCGCACGCUUCAGCGCACCCUCCCUACGCCUCCACCAUGUCGGACCUUAUGUUCGUCGAUCGCACGCGCGGCGCAAACCACAUGCACGCCGGUGCGCACCACCGCGAAGCGAUGCACCACCACCAACCUUCCGAACGCUUUGUCUAUUCCCUUCCAGACGCAGUGCGUCGCAUCGACAAUCUCGAACGCACAGUCGCCCGUCUCGCCGAAAGGGUCGAUGGCCAUCCAGCAGCACCUUUUGAGCGCAACGGCACUGGCGCAGCCGCCCGCCCUUCUUCCUCUCGAUCCGGCGCCUCGCCACAAAAGCCCGAGCGCAAGCGCCAACGAGCUGACUCCGUUGAUGAUUCCGAUGCCGAAGUCGAUGAGCUCCAGGAUGUCGCCUCGGAAGCCAGCGUUCCGCUCCAGACCCUGUCUCACCACGACGCUAGCAACAGCCACGGAUUGCGCGGCGCCGCCGAAGAGCCGUCCGGGUCCAGGCGCUCCUCCAAUCCGGCCAUCCUCACCACCCGAGUGUCUCCUGCCCUUAUUCGCCCUUCCAGCGAUGGCACUCGACAGGCGCCCGCCAGUAAUCCAAUCGACGCAGGUUUCAUCACGCUCGAGAUGGGUCAGAUAUUGUUGGAGGUCUUCCUCACCUACUGCCACGUGUUUGCCCCCUUCCUCGACCUCGACAGCAAGAUCAAUGCAGCGUCCCUUUCUCAUUCCGAGCCUUUCCUCCUCUCUGCGUUGGUCACGAUCGGUGCUUUGUAUCAAGACUCGCACGCACAGAGCGAUAAUUCUCUCCGCUCCGAGAUUCAUGCAGGACUAGCCUCGUUUGCGCUCGAUCAGCUGGGUCAGCAGCUCUGCAAUCCAGAGCCAACGAUUGGCUCUGUACAGGCAAUCCUUCUCAUAGCAUACUGGCCCCAGGCGUUCCCGGGAUCGCCCGACGAAAAGGUGCUGGCGAGUCACGCAUCCAACGUCUUGCAGAGUGUUGCCCGGCAUGCACAGACGGCUGCGCUCGACGGCGAUCGCAACGCUCCGCUGCUCUCGCAUCGCCUGCUUCCUCUCUGGGCCUCCCUCAGGGCCUUUGAAUCGUUGGCUGCCAUCGACACCGGCAAGGGCAUGGAUCUCACCGACCACGACCUUCUGCUGGCAAAAGCGCCGCGCCCACCACGCAGCUCAAUUCCGACGCCUUACCUCGUCCGCGCAGCUUCCAUGCUCAAAGAGCUGCAGAUGUGGCUUGGCGAAAUGUCUUUCAAUUCACCGCUUCCGCUUGCUGAAGCACCUCCGGGCAACGCCCGAUCGAACCUGACACACGACUGGGAUCGUUUCAAGUACCUCCAGACUCAACUGUUCGACUUGGAAAAGCGAUGGCUCGCCUCUGAAACCGACUGCAGCCGGCUCGAAAGGAUCGUGGGCUUGGUCGAUCGCUGGACCUUGCAGAUCUAUCUGGCAGCUGUUGCUCUCAAAGUCGCCGAAAUGGGGCGUCCAUUCAAGGGCAGCAAUGGGUACGACGCCCGAUACGAGGAGGAUUCGGCGAGGUUCGUUGUUGCUUACAGACACGAUGUACGUCAAGCGUGCCAGGUGCUUAUGGAUAUCUUCACGGAUCCCGAGAUCAGCGGAGCGCUCCUCUACGCUCCAGGCUAUUUGCUGCGGCGCUUCAGCCAAGCAGCCGCAGCGUCUGCCCUUCUCAUCGAUUUCCACGAUGCAGACCAGACAAGAUCGACGCAAGAGUUGAUAUAUCUGUGCAGCAAGCGUUUUGAUCAACUGGACAUAACUGAUUCCUCGACUUUCACAGCUCAUCUCUCGUGGCUCGUCAAGUCAAGCUUCCAAAAGGUCGGUGGCAGAUCCUCGGGGCACGACCGCGACGCACCUAUCGAAGUCAAACCGCCCAGCUCCAUGUCGCUCGUCGAUCGUCGCAGAUAUCUCGGCUCUGAUCUUUUCAGUGUCUUCUUUGGCGUUGGCCCAACGAUUGAUGCGACUACCAGCAUGGGUAACAGCGCCUUCUUGACCGGCUCGUAG